AUGUGGAGGGUGGUGGGAGGGGGCGAGCGGGAGGCAGCCCCGUCGCCAGGCACCGAGAGGGAACCGAUGGACCUUAUUGGGCACCCGGUCAACUCCUGGAGUGGCUCCAUUGAGAUUGGGGUGACGGCACUGGACCCCAGCGUGCUGGACUUCCCGAGCAGCGCCACAGGGCUCAAAGGGGGCUCCUGGGUGGUGUCAGGCUGCUCGGUGCUGAGGGAUGGACGUUCGAUGCUGGAGGAGUACGGUCAGGACCUGGACCAGCUCGGGGAAGGGGACCGCGUGGGCGUGGAGCGUACAGCCGCCGGAGAGCUGCGGCUCUGGGUGAACGGGCGGGACUGCGGGGUGGCCGCCACCGGCCUCCCGGCGCGUGUCUGGGCCGUGGUGGACCUUUACGGCAAGUGCACCCAGAUCACCGUGCUGCCCCCCGAGCCAGGUUUCAGCCCCCCUGCUCCCAUCCCUGCACCUCCCCUCGAGCCCUCCGCACCCCCUGAAGAUUCUGCCUUGACCGAACAGGGGACCCCAGGGGAAGAAGCCUUCAUGGUGUCCCCAGCGCAGGCCCGGCCGGAGACUUUUCCUAACAGCUUUGAGUCGCAUAAUGACUUUGCCAGCAUGGAGCUCUCGGAAGUGGUGGGCAACGCCAUCCUGUCUGCCUAUAACGGCGGGCUCCUAAACGUGAACCUGAGCUCCCCCCCGGCCGGGGAAGGACUGGGGUCCAGUGGUGCUGCCACCUCACCCGUCCUCACUUCCAACGACGCCCUGCUCUUUCAUGAGAAGUGCGGCACCCUCAUCAAACUCAGCAACAACAACAAGACGGCUGAGCGCCGGCGGCCCCUGGACGAAUUCAACAACGGGGUGGUCAUGACCAACCGUCCGCUCCGGGACAACGAGAUGUUUGAGAUCCGCAUCGACAAGCUGGUGGACAAGUGGUCCGGCUCCAUUGAGAUCGGCGUCACCACCCACAACCCCAACAGCCUCGAGUACCCAGCCACCAUGACCAACCUGCAGUCAGGCACCAUCAUGAUGAGCGGCUGUGGGAUCCUGACCAACGGCAAGGGCACCCGCCGGGAGUACUGUGAGUUCAGUCUGGACGAGCUGCAGGAGGGCGACCACAUCGGGCUGACGAGGAAGGCCAACUCCGCCCUGCACUUCUUCAUCAACGGCAUCGACCAGGGCGUGGCCACCCCGCUGACCCCCCCGGUGGUGUACGGCGUGGUGGACUUGUACGGGAUGGCGGUGAAGGUGACCAUCGUCCACAACAACAACCACAGCGACCGUCUGCGCCGCAACAACGCCAUCCUGCGGGCGCUGUCUCCCGAGGGCGCCCUCCGCCGGGCCGCCCCCGCCGCCCAGGCCGAGCCCGAGCGCCUGCUCUUCCACCCGAACUGCGGGCAGAAGGCGGCCAUCACCCACGAGGGGCGCACGGCCCUGAGGCCCCAUGCCACCGACGACUUCAAUCACGGCGUGGUGCUGAGCAGCAGGGCCCUGCGGGACGGGGAGGUGUUCCAGGUGCGCAUCGACAAGAUGGUGGACAAGUGGGCCGGCUCCAUCGAGAUCGGCGUCACCACCCACAACCCUGCCUACCUCCAGCUGCCCUCCACCAUGACCAACCUGCGCUCGGGGACCUGGAUGAUGACCGGGAACGGGGUGAUGCACAACGGGACGACCAUCCUAGACGAGUACGGGCACAACCUGGACCGCCUCAAGGCAGGGGACACGGUGGGCGUGGUGCGGCGGGAGGAUGGGACUCUGCAUUUCUUUGUCAACGGGAUGACGCAGGGCCCUGCAGCCUGGAACGUGCCACCGGGCGUCUAUGCCGUCGUGGACCUCUAUGGCCAGGCAGCCCAGGCCACCAUUGUGGACGACGUGGAGGUGCCCCCAGUCCCGGAGCCUCUCCCCGAAGGGAACAACCAGGUGUCCCCGAGCUCGCCAUCAUCAGGGGCCGGGGGCUCCGACCUGCGCUUCCACCAGCUGCACGGCAGCAACGCGGUCAUCACCAACGGUGGCCGCACCGCGCUCCGCCACAACUGUCGCAGCGAGUUCAAUGACGCCAUUGUCAUCUCCAACCGGGCCCUGCGGGAUGGGGAGCUGUUUGAGAUUGUCAUUCAGAAGAUGGUGGACCGCUGGUCAGGCUCCAUUGAGGCUGGAGUGACCGCUAUUCGGCCGGAGGACCUUGAAUUCCCCAACACCAUGACGGACAUCGACUAUGACACGUGGAUGUUGAGCGGCACGGCCAUCAUGCAAGACGGAAACACGAUGCGCAACAACUACGGCUGUGACCUGGACGCGCUGGGCACGGGGGCGCGCAUCGGCAUGAUGCGCACGGCCAAGGGCGACCUGCACUACUUCAUCAAUGGCCAGGACCAAGGCGCCGCCUGCUCAGGCUUGCCUCCGGAGGUGUACGCGGUCGUGGACCUCUAUGGCCAAUGUGUCCAAGUGUCCAUCACCAAUGCCACUGGCCCCAUGGACAACAGCCUGGCGACCAGCAACACGGCCACUGAGAAGUCCUUCCCGCUGCACUCCCCAGUGGCCGGCGUGGCCCACCGCUUCCACAGCACGUGUGGCAAGAACGUCACUCUGGAAGAGGACGGCAGGAGGGCGGUGCGCGCGGCCGGCUACGCCCACGGCCUGGUCUUCAGCACCAAGGAGCUCAAGACGGAGGAGGUGUUUGAGGUGAAAGUGGAUGAGCUGGACGAGAAGUGGGCGGGCUCGCUGCGGCUGGGGCUGACCACGCUGGCGCCCGGGGACAUGGGGCCCGGCAUGGGCGGGGGCCCGGGGCUGCCGCCCUCCCUGCCCGAGCUCCGGACAAAGACCACCUGGAUGGUGUCCAGCUGUGAAGUGAGGCGCGACGGGCAGCUCCAGAGGAUGAACUAUGGCCGGAACCUCGAGAGGCUGGGGGUGGGCAGCCGUGUGGGCAUUCGCCGGGGGGCGGACGACACGAUGCACAUCCUGGUAGACGGCGAGGACAUGGGGCCGGCAGCCACCGGCGUGGCCAAGAACGUGUGGGCCGUGCUGGAUCUGUACGGCCCUGUGCGGAGCGUGUCUGUGGUGAGCUCCACGAGGCUGGAGGAGGCCGAGGGCACCCAGCCCCCGUCCCCCAGCUCGGACACCGGGGACACCGGCAGCGAGGGCGAGGACGACGACGAGGGGGAGGAGCACGGCCUGAGAGGCCAGAACGACGUGGCCGUGAUGCACACGGCGCUCGAGUUCCUGGAGAACCACGGGAAGAACAUUCUCUUGUCCAACGGGAACCGCACGGCCACGCGCGUCGCCAGUUACAACCAGGGCAUCGUCGUCGUCAGCCAGCCCCUGGUGCCCCAGCUGCCGGUCCAGGUGCGGAUAGACUUCCUGAACCGGCAGUGGACAUCCUCCCUGGUCCUGGGCGUCAUCACGUGUCCACCCGAGAGGCUCAACUUCCCCGCGUCUGCCUGUGCCCUCAAGCGGGCGGCCUGGCUACUUCGGGGCCGGGGCAUCUUCCACAACGGUCUCAAGAUCUGUGAGAAGUUUGGGCCAAACCUGGACACAUGUCCUGAAGGCACCGUCCUGGGACUGCGGCUGGACAGCUCUGGGGGGCUGCACCUCCACGUCAACGGGCUGGACCAGGGGGUGGCCGUCCCGGACGUGCCCCAGCCCUGCCAUGCCCUAGUGGAUCUCUAUGGCCAGUGCGAGCAGGUAACCAUCGUGAGUCCUGAACCAGGGGCUGUGAGUGGCAAGAGUACAGGAACCCAAGGGGACAUGGAGAAAGCUGACAUGGUAGAUGGUAUCAAAGAGGGCGUGUGCUGGGGGCCACCCCCUGCCACCAGCCCUCUCCAGAGCUGCGAGUACCAUGCCCUCUGCUCCCGCUUCCAGGAGCUGCUACUGCUUCCCGAGGACUACUUCCUGCCUCCGCCCAGGAGAAGCCUGUGCUACUGUGAGUCUUGCCGGAAGCUGCGAGGGGACGAGACGCACAGGCGCCGUGGGGAGCCCCCACGGGAGUACGCCCUGCCCUUCGGCUGGUGCAGGUUCAACCUCAGGGUGAAUCCCCGCCUGGAAGCUGGGACGCUCACCAAGAAGUGGCACAUGGCAUAUCACGGGAGCCACGUGGCCGCCGUGCGGAGGGUGCUGGACAGAGGGGAGCUGGGAGCAGGCGCCGCCUCCAUCCUGAGCUGCCGGCCUCUGAAGGGCGAGCCCGGGGUGGGGUUCGAGGAGCCGGGUGAGAACUGCGCCCCUCCCCGGGAGGAGCAGCCCCCUCCAGUGCUGCUCUCCCCGUCCCUGCAGCACGCUGGGGCCGAGACCCUGGCGUCCAAAGUGCAAUUCCGGGACCCCAAAUCCCAGCGUACGCACCAGGCCCAGGUGGCGUUCCAGGUGUGCGUGCGCCCUGGCUCCUACACCCCUGGGCCCCCCUCGGCCGCCGUCAGAGAACCUCCGGACCCUCACUUCAGCCCAGCUGAACUCGAGUGGGUGACCAAGGAGAAGGGGGCCACCCUUCUCUAUGCCCUGCUGGUGCGGGUGGACUGAGGGGCGGCCUGGCGACGACAAGCACAGUGGGGCCCUCGGCCCGGGUCUCCGAGUGACGAGUGAGGGCUGCUGCCUCGGCACGCGUGGGGCCCGACCCGACCCGACCCGGCGAGGGCCCGGGAGCAAGACUCCACCCACGGCAGCAGAGCCGUCCCCGACGGCGUGGUGGGCGAGGAGGAGCCGGGACCGGCAGCCCCCCCUUUCAUGCACUGAUUUGGGGAGCAAGGCUCCCCGGACUCCCUCCCCCAUAUCACUUAAUUUAUUUCCGUUUUCGUUCCCGUUACUGUGAAUCCCGAGCAGCCCAGCCCCCGCUCGGUCCCGCUUCCGGGCCGCCGGGCGGCGGGGAGGGCGCGCGCGGGGAAGGCGGGCUUCUGUCCAGUUGUUACGGACGCGGGUUUCCAAGCAGCCAAUAAACGCCGUCCCUGAG
Molecule: messenger RNA, 4921 nt
Organism: Suricata suricatta (meerkat)
Lineage: Eukaryota; Metazoa; Chordata; Mammalia; Carnivora; Herpestidae
Gene: NEURL4
Product: neuralized E3 ubiquitin protein ligase 4
Exons: 29
Coding region: 1-4494 (1497 amino acids)
Molecular function (GO): ubiquitin protein ligase activity
Source: RefSeq, a predicted model, not a curated record